Molecule: messenger RNA, 306 nt
Organism: Chondrus crispus (carragheen)
Lineage: Eukaryota; Rhodophyta; Florideophyceae; Gigartinales; Gigartinaceae
Exons: 1
Coding region: 1-306 (101 amino acids)
Source: RefSeq, a predicted model, not a curated record
AUGCGCCUCAGCUCAAUUGGUGAUGGCACCUCACUCUUUCCAGCACACUGGAUUCCUGAAAUGAUCGCCAAAGCGAAGCGUACGCGCCUUACGAUUGCACAGAAAAUCGAGGUUGGGCAUCUGCUGCAGGUCAAGAAUGCGAAUACCACAGUUCUGCGUCAGUUCAAAAUUUCGGAGAGAACCAUCCGAAACAUCAAACUCUCUCUUCCUUCACUCCAACAAAUUGUGGCCAACACCGCUACAACGCUCGGAACAAAAACUUUGCACCCUGCGCAUUACCCUGCCCCACUCUUGAAGCUCACUUGA